UUCUGCGUACAUUGAUGACAUUAACACAACACAUCGAUUGCUAUUCACACUUCCCGAAGCAAAAAAUAUGUGUAACAAAUACUUUCAUCUCCAUUUCGUCGAUGUUAGUUUCACAUCAAUUCUUUAAAUUCAGAUCAUCGAACAGGAAGUCAACUCAUUCCUAAUAUACGCUUCAUUUCAUGAAAUAAACAAAUGUUCAACGGAACGAACAUAUUAUUUGUUUAUUUUUCCAGUCCAGCGUUGUGCUGCAUGCGUACAUUCUAUAUUUAGGACGAACACGAUGCCGCCGGUUCGUUGCAAACACAUACAAUAAACCGUUUCACGAAAAAAAAAUUCCAUGCGAAACACCAAAACACAGAUGUGAUUCAGUUGACCACAGUAUGAAUUCAAUGUGUUGUUUUGGCAAGGAACAAUGGCAGUUCACAGUUUUAACGCUGCUACUGUGUCGAUUGCACGAAAAAUGGAUUUAGCCACUGUGGUUUCUGUUUCCGUAUUCAUUUUUAAUGAAAGAUCAGCAAAACUAGUGAUAAUCGUUUGUUCUUUUUCCACCGUAAGACAGUGAGUGUAUACAAUGGGACGAUUUUGUGUGCUAAAAAAGCAAAGACAUGUUUGCGGCGAAUUUUGUUCAUGUUACCGUUGUGAUACAAAACUAACUGGACAUUUGCAAAGUGGCACUGCUAACAUUUUGACACAACGAAAUUAGCGGAUCAUUUGACAGACUCGGUGACAUCGAUGAGUCGAUGUGAAUUUCAUCAUACGACCGCAACGAAACACAACGAAGCGAAUCGAAUUCAGUCAGACGAGUUGCAUUGCCUGCUGAUCCAAAAUGCCGAAGAGAAAGGGUACACCACUUCGCGGUAACCAGCGGAAAAAGAAGAAAAUAGUCAGCAAAACGGGUAUUGAAGGAGAAAUCGGCAUUCUAGCGAUAAAAAUGACAUUGAAGGCUAUCGUUCGACCACAAUAUUAUCAACAAGUGAAAGAUUGGUUCACCCAAAAGUCGAUUGAAUGCACCAAAAUCUGCGCGUUAGCUUCGCUGCUCUUCCUGUACAAAGUUAAGAGUGCCAACGAAAGUAAUAAUGCGGACUUCUUCAGUGGUGAUGGCAACAAGGAAAUUAAGGAUUGUUUUUAUGCAGUUUUACAAAAAAACAAAGAGAAGGAAGAAAUGGUUCCAGAUUUUCGUGAUUUCGUGGAGAAUAUGGAGGCCGAAAACCGAUUCAGUUGGCCGGGUAAUAGCUUCUUCGGAAACCAGAUGCAAUACCUCUACAAGCAAUACACCACGAAUUUGCGCAACAAUUUGGAGAUGCAUGCCGAAAGACGCCUGUACCAAUAUCUCAUAAUGCGUGCGUGGCAAUUUAACGCUGUUUCAACUGGCCCCACAUUACGCAACGAUGAUAUCAAGCGUGCCGUGCAAUGGACCAUCGAUCGGUAUGAUCCCAUCAAAACAACCGACCGACAUUGGGAAGUAAAGUGGGAGAAGCGCCAAUUGCUUCUCGAUAUGAUUGCGGAAAUUGGCGGGCCAGAAGAUAAUGAUGUCGCAAUAUACACAACAUCGGAAGGAACAUGGUUCAAAUCAAUCAACAUGUGGUUGACUAUGCAAAUGGAGGUGGACAAUUUCCACAUUUGGGCUGAGGAAAAUGGCAUUGAAAUUCCGAAGAUCAAAAAUCUCAAAGUCAUUCCGAUUCAUCAGUUCAUGCGACAGCACGUGAAAAUGGAGACGGACGUUCUCAUUCGAAUGAUGUCCGAAAUGCGAUUCAGAUUACAUGGUCUAAUAAUCAAGUACGAAAUUGUGGAGGACCCCAUGACGCAGUGUUGGGAUGAGAUUUUCGAUAUGCCAAAGAUACAUCGCCUGUUGAAAUCAAACAAACGUUUCCGGCCCUACAUUGCCUCGAAUGGUCAAGCGGUAUCCAUUAUGUACGAAGUACCGAAGAGUCACCUGGAUCGUUUAGUAGACGAUGAAAUCGUGCGGAAACGGUAUCGUGAUGGUGUGUACGUAUACGAGAUUGGGAUUGAUCCCGGCAUGCGUACCUGGAACGCGACAGUCAGACGGAAUAUCAAAACUGGCAAAGAGGUGAGUUGCAUUUUAGUUUCAAUUUGUGUUUGUGUUGUCUCAAAUCGUGUGAUUGAGUGCAUUAUUUCAUUUUUUAUCAUUUUCCCACAGAUCAACUUCACGGUCAGCUCGAAGAGGUACCAUUAUCUGGCCAGGCAGGGUGUUCGGGAUAGGAAGGCAAAGCGAUGGACAAGGCGAUUUGUGGCCGAAGAACAGCAUGACCGUGAACGCUAUCAACGGAUGCCAUCGCCAAAAGGUGAAAAUUGGGGGUCUUACAUCGCACAUCGUUUGACAAUGCUGAAGAAAGGAAUUGAGACGUAUACAACAGAAAAAUACGCCCGUCUGCAAUUUGACAAAUACAUCCAAUCAAACCGUGCAACCGAUAAGAUUGCUAAUUUACUGACAAAUCGCAAACCAUCCAUCAUUCACAUGGGAGCCGUUGAUAUGCCGGCGAAUUCUCCGAUCCGAAUCAAGAAACAUGUUCGUUGUCCAGGCAACCGUAAGUUGGCAAAGAGCUUCAGAAAGAUUCCGAACACCGUCGUGCGACAAGUCAACGAGAACAGAACAUCACAGCUUUGCGGUAGAUGUUUCACCCCGUUCGACAUAGCAACACAACGUGAUCGAAUGAAAGUAUGCGAAUGGUGCCUGCCAGAUAACGAUGAUUGGCCACCAAAUUUGCAGUUACCAACGAAAAUCGUGUCGAAGAAGAGCAAGCGCACGCUGAUAGCGGAUCGACAACGAAUGCGUGAAGCAGUGGAACAGGAUCCAAAUCAAGCUGAACGUUUUGUGUCUAAGGUGAUUUCAUACCAGAAAAACUGGCAACAAAGCGCAGCAAUCGAUGAGGACGCGGACCCUGCCGAGCAAGAGGAUGCAGCAGAGUCACAUGAUCGUCGCAUUUUGAAGACUUGUUGGCAUCGAGACAUCACUGCUGCGAAGCUGAUCUUAUACAAAGGCCACUGUCACCUCUUCGGAAUUCAGCUGCACUUCAUGUUCACAAUUGAACGAAUCAGAUAGAAUAAGAAAUAAGAAAUGUCAAUUAGAAUAGAAUUUUUUCAAACAACAUUUUUGUAAUAGCGUAUUA
Molecule: messenger RNA, 3128 nt
Organism: Sitodiplosis mosellana (orange wheat blossom midge)
Lineage: Eukaryota; Metazoa; Arthropoda; Insecta; Diptera; Cecidomyiidae
Exons: 4
Coding region: 827-3061 (744 amino acids)
Source: RefSeq, a predicted model, not a curated record